This is a messenger RNA of Daldinia vernicosa, 1011 nucleotides long. RefSeq lists its product as uncharacterized. The transcript has a single exon. The coding region runs from base 1 to 1011 and encodes 336 amino acids. Lineage: Eukaryota; Fungi; Ascomycota; Sordariomycetes; Xylariales; Hypoxylaceae. The record is from RefSeq and is a predicted model, not a curated record.
AUGGACGGCAAUACUCGAGGUCAAGGUCUUGAUGAGUCUAUCAUUGUAUGGCAUGAGUCCGACACUGAUAUCGAUAUGUGUUACGCCGACGAGCUUGACAUUGAUAUCAAUGAGGACAAAUCCGACUAUGAGGGCGAAGAUGAACCGGGAGAGCUAUUUCCAAUCAACACCAUCAUGCUGGGAACCGAGUCCGCCACCUAUCAUUGGCAUUAUCCCAUUGACCAUAUGUCAUGGGUUAAGCGUGUCUGGAGCGCCCUUGACCCCGAGCUCCCAGGCAUAGCAAAGGACGCUGCCGCAAUGAUACUCCUAGCCGACAGGAAGGAACGCUACACCCUUAGCCCCGUCUUCAAGUUCUUGAAUCAGCAAGCCAAGCUUAGAAUGCAGGGUAAGGCAGCCGCUCGUAUCCCGCGUCUGUACCUAGCAAUCCUCCAGGCCAUGGCAUUGUGCGAUGACAAAGCCGCAUCUGGCAUCUACGAGCUUGUUCCGUCCCUGAAGCCAAUGGAACACUCUUCGGGUUCAAAUCAGGACUCAUCUGACCAUCGAGGUACCUGGCAUUGGGGCUCUGACACAUCUAUUGUGGAGAUAUUCACCACACACCCUCCCAAAGGUCACACGAAUCCCUAUGCUAUCCUAGGUCUGACCGAUGAUUUCAAAUGGCCGGUAGGCUGGGAUAUGGACUGGAGUUCGGAAUCUUCCAAGGGAGAGCGCAUCUGUUUCGACAAGAUUUCUCCACAUUGGGAAGCUCACCUCAUGGAAAACAGUCGAGAAUCGAAUCCUGAAUGGUACAAGGCAUGCGUUGUAUCUGGAGAGGUGGGCGAUUUGCGUGGUCUAGCGAUGAUGCCGCGCGGAAUGUCGGAUGCUAUUGACGUCGAAGGAUGUAUGCAUACGACGCAGUCCGCGGUCAAGUAUCAAACCUUGACAGAGCAACUGAAGCUGAUGAUAAACAAUGGCAAUAUCAGUGGAGAUGCCGUUGACAAUCUGUUGAAGCAGAUUGAGGGUCACAGUAUCUAG